Pelmatolapia mariae (spotted tilapia) is the source of this 4947-nucleotide messenger RNA. RefSeq names its product splicing regulatory glutamine/lysine-rich protein 1 (gene srek1). The transcript is spliced from 11 exons. NCBI's taxonomy places the organism in Eukaryota, Metazoa, Chordata, Actinopteri, Cichliformes, Cichlidae. The coding region runs from base 1186 to 2361 and encodes 391 amino acids. Gene Ontology annotation, cellular component: nucleoplasm. Gene Ontology annotation, molecular function: RNA binding. The record is from RefSeq and is a predicted model, not a curated record.
UCCAAAGUGUGCUACAUAAAGUACCGAGACCCCUCCAGUGUUGGUGUGGCGCAACAUCUCACUAAUACUGUGUUUAUUGACAGAGCUUUGAUAGUAGUACCAUGUGCGGAAGAUGACUAGAGUGGCCCAGCUGUUACACUACUACACUAGCCUGAGUCAGGCAUUGUUUUCCAAGCCACUAUCCCCGAUCGGGCCAACGCAGCCUUCAAGGGGGGAAUGUGACCAGGAGAAUAGCCCGCUGAACCUUCCAAGAUGGACACCUUGUCUCUUUUUAUUUUUUUUUUUUAUUUUUUUCCUUUUGAAAUUUUUUUCUUUUGGUUUGUUUCCUUUCAUACUUUCCCAUGUUGUCCACUCUCUACUGUCUCUAUCCAGAAUACUACAAUAUUGCUUAUCUCUAGCGUUGUGUUUAUAUUUGUUAUUUUGGUUUGUUGUUUUGAUUAUUGUCCAACCCCCCCACCCCCCUCUCUCUUUCCGCUACAGCUGCAGCUUGUGUGUGAUUGAGUUCUGUCCAGGUUGCUACGGCAUACCGAUGGGGAUGUGUGUCACACAUGGGAUGCUAGGAGGAUCCCUAACACUUUACUCUCUCGUCCACUACGCCUCGUUGUAGUGAGGGGCUAGUCUUUGUGAAAAAGUGAGAGUCGGCAGUGAAAACUUUACCUCAUCGGAGCAUAAAAUUCUUCAAGCUAUAAGUGCACUUCACAUCUGUAAUUCAAGUGUGUUGUAAAAGGCAGCAGUUAGGGCUUUUUCCUCAUAUUCCUGCUCUACGACUCUAAUGUGGAUGUUUAGUAUUUAGCAGUGAGUCGAACGCAUUAAUGCUUUGUGACAUUAAUGCUCCUUUUUCCCCCUUCUAACAUUAGAAGGGGAAAUGUGUCAUUUUUAUGCUCAGUGCCACCAGCUAUGAUGUGAUAAACCUGUAGCUGUUUUUUUUAUUAACUUCUGCAGCAAGGAAGCAGAUUAGAAUCCAGAGAGGAAAAAAAAAAAGAAAAUUCUAAUUAGUUGUUUUUUAUAGCUAAGUUUUGGCUAACCUUUCCUACAGUUCUUAAAAUUGUUGUUCUUUUCUGUAUCUGAUGUUCUGUGUGCUAUUAGUGAUGCAGCCAUUGGGGUUGUCUUGUGUUGCACACCUUUCCAACACUCCGAAACGAUCGCCCCCUCCCCCCACGGAAAAGCGUCCAUGCUUGAUAUCGUAUGGUUCAUGACCAAUAUGUUUCCAGUACAGGGAAAAUCCCAGAAGAGGCCAAGGCUUUGUCACUUUUGGCACCUGCCACUCCAGUACCCAGUCUGAUUCCUGGUGGGGGAUUGCUGCCGAUUCCUACUCCAGCUCCACUUCAGAAUCUGAACCUUCCCUUAGUGAAUCGACUUCCAGCCAAUCUCGACCCCACGGCGUCAGUACUCGCCCAGCCGCCGCUCAUGGGAAAUGUGGAUCCCUCAAAAAUUGAUGAGAUCAGGAGGACAGUGUAUGUUGGCAACUUGAACUCACAGACCACCACUGCAGAGCAGCUGUUGGAAUUCUUUAAACAGGUGGGAGACGUGAAGUUUGUCCGAAUGGCCGGAGAUGAGACCCAGCCCACUCGUUUUGCCUUUGUAGAGUUUGUUGAGCAAGAGUCUGUUGCCAGAGCCCUCACAUUAAAUGGAGUCAUGUUUGGAGACAGACCGCUGAAGGUUAAUCAUUCCAAUAACGCUAUUGUGAAACCCCCAGAGCUGACGCCUCAGGCUGCUGCUAAAGAGUUAGAAAAUGUGAUGAAGAGGGUGCGUGAAGCACAGUCUACCAUUGCUGCUGCCAUUGAACCUGAAACAAAGAAGCGUUCCUCCAGCCGGUCUCAAAGGUCACGGCGGUCACAUUCACGCUCACGCUCCCGUUCACACUCAAAGGCACGCCGGAAAAGAUCCCGCUCAAAACAUAGCAGAACAUCACAGAGGUUGUUGCCGGGCAGUGACUCUCACAGUUCCAGAAGCAGUCACAGGAGACGCUCUCGCUCCAGAGACAGGAGAUGCAGCCGGAGUCGCUCGAGUGUUGUUCCCAGGGGGCACAAGCGCAGGAGUAAGGAUCGGUCAAGAAGCCCUCGAAGGAAAGCCAAAUCACCGUCACCAAAAAGAAGUAAAAGAGAGAAGAAGAGGGAACGCAGCAGGGACAGAAGGGACGGGUCCACGUCCAGAAAAAGGAGCCGCAAAGACGAGGACAGGAUAAGGAGCAAAGCCAAGCCAGUGAAGGCUGAAGCGAGGUAUGUCAGAGAAGGAAAGGAAGAAAGUGACAGAGAAGGCUCAGCCACACCAAGUGAGGACAUGACGUCAUCACCCUGCGCCCAGCAUAACGGCAGCUACAAGACUAACCACGAGGAGGAAGCAUCUGUUGGUGCAAAGUGACUUCAGCAACACCAUGGACACUAAUAUUGUUCAUCCAGGUAUCUUAUUGCCCAUUGUGUACGUGCGUGAGUGUGUGUGUGUGUGUGUGUGUGUGUGUGUGUGUACAUACAGAAACACUGAAUGGCCUCUUACACUUUUCUUUUCCUUUCCCAUUAUCAUCCCCUGACUGCUGACACACAUGGCUCCUCUAAGUCAGCCUAAUCUCACUAUCAAACCUUAAGGGCAAGUGAGUGCUCAGCAUCAUAGAGAAGGCCACACUUUUUCUGCUUAGCUGGUCCACUGACCUCUUCUUCUUCUUCUUCUGCUUCUGCUUCUUCUUCUGCUUCUUCUUCUGCUUCUGCUUCUGCUUCUUCUUCUGCUUCUGCUUCUUCUUCUGCUUCUGCUGUCCUUAUGGUAUAGGUUCUUAAACUUUUAACAGCUAGUAUAGUAGUCCUGUAAUGUCCCCACAUUUCCAGCAGAGCAUUGCUUUGCUAUGAGGUGAUCAUUAUUCACCUUAUGUAGGUCUGAGCCUACUGCAGAAGUUUUGAGGGUGCCCAGGAAGGAAGGAAGGUUGGUUACAUUCCAGACACACAGAUGAGGAAUAGAGGUCAUACUCGUUUAUCCAUUCAUUUAAAGCUAGAUUUGUUAUUUGUGACUGUCACAUACUUACAUAUUUAUUAACUGUAAAGUUCAGUACUUCAAAAAAGUUUUGAAGUACAAAUAAACAGCAACAGUCUGCAGCAGGAGUAAAAUGUUUGCCUUAAAUUGCUUAGUGAGGAACAUUAAGGGUUCGUUACAUGCCUGUUCUGUGUGAGAGCCAGAGGGAAAGCAGGGUUCCCAACCAUAAUCUGAAUGCUUAAAAAUAUAUAUAUAUAUCAGCGCCAGCAUGAAAUCCCUUCUUAGAGCCUCAUCCUGAGUCUUUCUGUCAUCACCAUUUUGGUGUUGUUAAACAGGACAUGGUGAGCAAGGAGGCAAUGCAAGUAAGAAACUGAAGGUUACACUCCUAGACAAGUGAUUAGUUAAGUACAAGGUAGGCCUACCUUAAAGCAGCUAACUCUAAUUCUGAUCUUAAUUUACAAAAAUGAACAUGAGCACAUUGUAUUCAGUAAGUCUUAGGACUAGACACUUUUCCCUCACAGACUUGUACACAGUCUGGCUUGUUUUUCUCAUUAUUUUUGCUGCACUGGCUGUGGUCACACGAUGGCUGUGCGAGCAACUUCCCAUAUUUUUUUGCCUUUUCACUAAGUGAAGCAAUGGCACAUUAUAUAUUUAAUGCAUGUUUCAGGAAGUGGAUAAACACAAAGUCCCUUAGAGGAAUAUUGACUUUAAAAUAACAUUUCUGCUUAUGCUAAAAUGCUCAUUUGCCCCUUUGUAUGUUGGUGAAGGAAAAUUUGGGCUGUGAUGUCAGUGAAGUGACCUUUAAGUCCCCUUUUUGCACCAUAUUUGUUUUAUGAUCUGGGAACGGUUGCAUCCUGCAAACUGCAUUUGAAUUUUAUGGCUUGAAGUGGCGUAGUGACGAGAUUAGAGAACGGUGUUAUCUUAUGCUGUGAACAGUGAACUCAUUUGGUUGACAUGAACACUUUUGUUUUAUUUCCUUCUUUUUAUUUCAUAGCUGUACAUCAUUGAAUUGCUUUUUCUAUUUCUGGUUAGUAGUUGCAACAAGGUCACAAAGUAUCAUGUCCUGCUAUUGUUCUAAUACUGUGUAAGGAGAAAAAAGUUAUUUACUGUUUUAUACUGUAUAUAAGUCACAUGCCUAUACUGUAAAAUAAUGGUGAUGUGCUAUAAAUGUCUGUCGGCUCAUGUUACUGGAGAAAGUGGGGCGAUUAAAGUUCUCAGAAGCAGUCAAGAAGAGACUUAACAGGAAAUGUCACAGGUCCACAAACUGCAUGUAAGCACAUUAGGGCCAAAAAGUGCCUACACUAAGAAAAAAUAUGGAGACUUGUUUAGGAUGUUGAAAACUAAUGAGACGUUAUAUUAAAGUUUUAGCUGUCCUCAUUAAUUCAUUACAGAGUAUACUAAUAAUUAAGUAGACCUAGUUCUUUUUCAGUGUUUUAUUUUUCUCAAUUUUUACUAUUUCAGUUUAUUCAGUCAAGUGUUUGCAAGCUGGCUCCAGAUUGAGAUCUAUGUGACUUUUUGUGUGUGUGUUCUGUUUUUUUUUUUUUAACGCGUUUUUAAAAGGAUACUUUAUGGCUGUGUGUGGCCAAAUUCCUCUUUGCUGGAUUUUACAGACCUGAUUUUAUGAUUGCUUGUAUUUUGUUGCCCUGCCUUCUGCCUUUUUUUUCUUACUUUGUUUUUACAAUUUCAAAAAAGAAUCUUCAGUGUGAAGUGUUCAUCUUAUGAUAAAAUGUAGUUUUAAAAAUCCAAGUAUUUCAGUAUGUGAAGAAUUUUAUUUUUAUAAACAUUUAUCCACUUCUGAAGGUAUAUUAUGUAUAAACAUGUUUGACGGUUCAGUCCAUGAGUAGUGGUCCUUUGAUGCUGGAUUUGGGACUCUAUGUAAAAGUCUGGUGCCACUGUUUUUGAAGAGCUUUCAUGUAUAAAUCCUCCUCAGUUCAAAUCUAACAGUACAUCCGUUUCCAAAAACACUCAAUAAAAGAGAUUUUUCAUUGA